Molecule: messenger RNA, 1050 nt
Organism: Canis lupus familiaris (dog)
Lineage: Eukaryota; Metazoa; Chordata; Mammalia; Carnivora; Canidae
Gene: CAFA-T2R43
Product: bitter taste receptor Cafa-T2R43
Biological process (GO): detection of chemical stimulus involved in sensory perception of bitter taste; sensory perception of taste; G protein-coupled receptor signaling pathway
Cellular component (GO): membrane
Molecular function (GO): bitter taste receptor activity; G protein-coupled receptor activity
Source: RefSeq, marked provisional
AUGCUACCUUUACUACAGAGCAUUUUUUCCAUCCUAGUAAUGACAGAAUUUGUUCUAGGAAAUUUUGCCAAUGGCUUCAUAGUGCUGGUGAACUACAUUGCGUGGGUCAAGAGACAAAAGAUCUCCUCAGCUGAUCAAAUUCUCACUGGUCUGGCUGUCUCCAGAAUUGGUUUACUCUGGGUAAUAUUAAUAAAUUGGUAUGCAACUCUGUUGAAUCCAGCUUUAUAUAGCUUAGAAGUAAGGCUUCUUGUUCAUAUUGCCUGGACAGCGAGCAAUCAUUUUAGCAUCUGGCUUGCUACUAGCCUCAGUGUAUUUUAUUUGUUCAAAAUAGCCAAUUUCUCUAACCUUAUUUUUCUUCGCCUAAAGUGGAGAGUUAAAAGUGUAGUUUUUGUGAUGCUGUUGGGGUCUUUGUUCUUUUUGGUUUUUCAUGUUGCAGUGGUAAGCAUAUAUGAGCAAAUGCAGAUGAAGGAAUAUGAAGGAAACAUCACUAGGCAGACCAAACUGAGGGACAUUGCACAGCUUAUGAAUAUGACUGUAUUCACGCUAAUGAACUUUGUACCCUUUGCUAUAUCCCUAACAUCUUUUCUGCUGUUAAUCUUUUCCCUGUGGAAACAUCUCAAGAAGAUACGAUCCGGUGGUAAAAGAUAUCAAGAUUCCAGCACCAAGGUCCACAUAAGAGCCAUGCAGACUGUGAUCUCUUUUCUUUUGUUAUUAGUUUGUUACUUCCUGACUUUAAUUGCCAUAGUUUGGAGUUCUAAUAGGCUGCAGAACAAGUUGAUCUUCUUGCUUUGCAAGGCUAUUGGAAUCCUGUAUCCUUCAAGCCACUCAUUUAUCCUGAUUUGGGGAAACAAGAAGCUCAGAGAGGACUUUCUGUCAUUUCUGUGGCAGCUGAAGGGCUGGCUGAAAAAAGGAUAUAAGAGGAGCAUCAUGUGUCUUCUAGGAGAAAACAAAUUGAUGGAGUCUGUAAUAUUUUUUUCUUCUACUUCUUUUUCUAAUGAGUAUGUAAUUGAGCAAUUUCCAAAGAUUUACCUAAAAAAGUCUUUUCUCUGA